AUGAGGCUUACGAAUCUACUCAUAACUCAAUUCUUGAUUUGGACUCUUAUUAUACAAUCAGUUUCAACUACAAUUAUCUACUACGUCACUACUCGAAGGAAUGGUGGUCGAGGUGAAAACUACGGAAGCACCAAUGGUGGAACGGAACUAUGGAUUCGAGGUGGCGGUUUUGUACCAAAUGCAUUCACUGGAUUGUCAGUGUCAAGUACGAAUUAUAAAGUAAAACUAGUAAAUUAUUAUACUAUAUACGAUUGUGACGUUGACGCCAAUGAGAUAACCGACACGCGUUUACUUUGUUAUACAGUAGCAAUGCCUGAGGGCACCUAUUUAGCUCGUGUUUAUGUGAAUGAUAAUUUGAUUUCCUUGGACCAGUAUACAAGGCAAGGCGACGCAAAUUUUCAAUCAUCGGGAAAUUAUACACCAAUGGUAACGAGUGUUUCAUCGACAACUGGUUUACCACAAAGACUAGUUACGAUAAGGGGCGAUUUUCGAACGAAUUGUUUUUUACGCGAUACAGCCUACUGUAGACAAGAGAGUACUGCAGUCAUUUCACGAAUUUAUAUUGGUGAUUUUAUCUGUAAUUUGGUCGAUCCUAUUCGUGGAGCGCUUUAUGCAGACAUUACAAACACUUUUCUUCAAUGCCGUUUUGAUAGCAAUGCGAUUGGAAUAUUCAAUGUUAGUUUGUUCGUUACAAACGUCUACGGUCGAUCUUCUACACCGUUGAGCUCACACCAACUAUCAGCCACUGGCCAAUUGUAUACUUUUCAAACUUAUCCUGUAAUUACAAGUAUCUCACCCACUGAUGGAAGUCUAAAGGGUGGCACAACCUUAACUAUCGGUGGAGAGUAUUUCAGUGACAAUAAUCCAUAUCCAUUAGUUGUAAAUAUCGCUAAUACACCUUGCACAAUCCUUAGUGUCAAUUUAACCACCAUUCGAUGUCAAAUAUCACAGCCGCUUAAUACUAGCCGAGCUCAUUAUCAUGGUGGCCGUGGCUUUCAUAUGUACUCCGAGAACACCUUCAUCGAUUUGAGUCGCCUGGGAAAUUCUACUCCUCGGAUGCCCGGCGUGAAUGCAAACAAAACAUGGACAGAUGAAGCAUCGUUCAGUGCUGGAAGUAUUUCCAAUACUACGAUAUGGUUCAUUGGAUAUUUACGCCCACCGAAGACUGCGAGUUUUAUAUUUCAAUUGAAUACGAAUGUUGCCAGUGUUCUUUACUUGAGUACAGAUGAAAAUCCAGAGAACAUUGCCCAAAUUGCUAACCGAACUUCUAGUCGAUCACAGGAAAUCUUUCUAAACAAUAAUACGAAUUAUUAUAUGAUGUGCGUCGGAUCGAUAAAUCAACGGGCCGAUUUUCGCCUAUCGAUCAACGUGAAGAUACAAGAGAGUACUGCAGUUAUUUCACGAAUUUAUAUUGGUGAUUUUAUCUGUAAUUUGGUCGAUCCUAUUCGUGGAGCGCUUUAUGCAGACAUUACAAACACUUCUCUUCAAUGCCGUUUUGAUAGCAAUGCGAUUGGAAUAUUCAAUGUUAGUAUGUUCGUUACAUACGCCUACGGUCGUUCUUCUACACCGUUGAGCUCACACCAACUAUCGGCCACUGGUCAAUUGUAUACUUUUCAAACUUAUCCUGUUAUUACAAGUAUCUCACCUAAUGAUGGAAGUCUAAAGGGUGGUACAACCUUAACUAUCAGUGGAGAGUAUUUCAGUGAUAAUAAUCCAUAUCCAUUAGCUGUAAAUAUCGCUAAUACACCUUGCACAAUCCUUAGUGUCAAUUUAACAACCAUUCGAUGUCAGAUAUCACAGCCGCUUAAUACUAGUCGAGCUCAUUAUCAUGGUAAUUUUGAACUAGAAAAAGGAGAAUAUGAUAUCGAUUGUAAUUGUAUAGGUGGCCGUGGCUUUCAUAUGUACUCCGAGAACACCUUCAUCGAUUUGAGUCGCCUGGGAAAUUCUACUCCUCGGAUGCCCGGCGUGAAUGCAAACAAAACAUGGAUAGAUGAAGCAUCGUUCAGUGCUGCAAGUAUUUCCAAUACUACGGUAUGGUUCAUUGGAUAUUUACGUCCACCGAAGACUGCGAGUUUUAUAUUUCAAUUGAAUACGAGUGUUGCCAGUGUUCUUUACUUGAGUACAAAUGAAAAUCCAGAGAAUAUUGCCCAAAUUGCUAAUCGAACUUCUAGUCGAUCACAGGAAAUCUUUCUAAACAAUAAUACGAAUUAUUAUAUGAUGUGCGUCGGAUCGAUAAAUCAACGGGCCGAUUUUCGCCUAUCGAUCAACGUGAAGAUGUAUGAAGGACGAACAGUCAUAGGGAAUGGAGAUAUCGGAACAUCUGAUGUGCAGAGAAUCAGUUAUAUUAGUUUGGACAUCCGAGAACAACAAGUNUACUCUCGAUGUAUUUUGAAUGACGAAAACCUACCCAUUUGCCGAUCAUCCACGAAUCAAACAUACUACUGUCACAGUUCAUCGAUCGAAGGUGUUCGACGAUUUUAUCCCAAGUACCAAUUAUUAUACAAUUCUCUGCAAAUCAAACACACGCCAAGCAACCGCACCAUUAGCAUUUCAUUUCAAUAUACAACAUGUCGGCCACCAGCGUUGAUUAACGCAUUACCCGCCAUCUACACCCGCGUAACAUCGAUCGGCAGAACAUCUGCACCACUUGAGGGUACAUAUGACAUUCAAUUCGAUGGAGAAACCUAUAUAUCGAUACCAGUGAAACUGACUGCUCUGGAAAUGCAAAACCUUUUCCAGUCAUUUGACAAAAUCGGUUAUGUAUCGGUGACUCGUGUCGCGAACAUACUACCAAUAGGCUUAUCGAUUAAUGCAUCAUCCGUUCGAAUUGGCGGUGAUGGAGACGUGUUCUAUAGUCUUCCAAAUGAUAUGAUGCGAACGUACCAUGAUACACCACAAGUUGAGGUUCUUGUUAAUGGUCUUGCAGCCUAUUGUUCAAAUAUAGACAAUAACUGUCAGUUUCAAGUGUCGAUUGCCCAAACUCCGAUGAUUUCAUCAAUAGUACAAAAUCAAGUGAAUUUAGUCAUUCAAGGUGUUGGGUUUAGUUCAUCAAUGAAAGGAAAUCAAGUGUUGAUUGGCGAACAAGGCUCCUGCAAUAUUAUCGAUGCGAAUUCGACGUAUAUUCGUUGUGAAAUUAACCAUGCACUAUCAGGUUCACAGAUUGUACGAGUCAAUGUCAUUGACAAAGGUUUUGCAUCGAGCAAUACUACUAUCAUGGUUACUGUUCCUCUGGCAAUUCAUUCGUUUGAUCCACCAGCAGGAGGAAUCGGAGGAGGUUAUUCAAUACUAAUUCAUGGUCGUGGCUUUUCAUCGCACACCAUCAUUACUGUUGACGGGAAAUUAUGUAUUAAUUCUCAAUGGUUGAAUUUCUCGUCGAUUCGCUGUACUGUACCUCCUUCGACGUCACACAGCGCUGGGCAGGUUAUCCUAUCUGCUGUUGAUGGACAAAUGUCAGUGAAUGCAUUAGCACGAUUUACCUACAAUUCAACGAAUCAACCUUUUGUCACGUCUAUACAACCGUCUGUUGUAACAAUGGAUGCUGGAACGGUGAAUAUCACUGGUUCAGGCUUUGGAAAUCAAUCCUUCUCCGUGUAUGUGGGCUCGAAGAGUGCUACGAUCGUGUCAUCAUCCAUGAACUUGAUUCGAAUCAAUCUACCUCAAUUACCACCUGGUCUUUAUCCAAUUAUCAUCAAUACAUCAACAGGUCUUGUUCAAUCUCCUAUUCCCAUUGAAUACCGGUUUUACUUCCAACGGAUCAGUCCUGUACUUGGUUCAUUAUAUGGUGGUGGCGAUAUUUAUAUCGAUGGUGUAGAUUUUAUCGAUUCAACAACUGUUCAAUUCCGCAGUGAAAAUAACCGUCUUCUUCCAUGUAAUAUUAUCUCUUUGCAGUCGAAUCAAAUACAUUGUCAAACGCCAUCCUUUGUUCAACAAGUGACCAUCACAGCUGACGGAGUUCAUCCACUGUACGGGCUUGGCUUUGCUUGGUCACCUAGACAAGUAACAGUACAACAAGGUGCUGUUGUCACUUGGAAAUGGGAUUCAUCACUAAGUCUUUCAACACGAAAGUAUAGAGUUCAGCAACUGUUCAAUGCAUAUGGCACAGAUCCGGUUGUUGACGGUUUUGAUUCUGGUAGCGCCACUAUUUCAGGGUCAUUUUCUUAUCAGUUCAACUCGGUGGGUACUUAUCACUAUUGGUCACCAUCGAUUACAUCAAACGAAAAUAUAAUCAUUCGGGGCGUCGUUAAUGUCAUUCCAUCAAAAUCAGAAGUAUGGACAGUUGAAGUCGUUUCAAACGAACACAAUGCUCAAACAUGUGUUUUUCCAUUUACAUUCAAUUCGAUCAGUUAUACGAACUGUACUUCGGCAAAUGAUACUCAAUUAUGGUGUUCCCCAACAUCAAUAUAUACGUGUGAACGACUCUACUGCGCAUCAGCAGGACGAACAGUCAUAGGGAAUGGAGAUGUCGGAACAUCUGAUGUGCAGAGAAUCAGUUAUAUUAGUUUGGACAUCCGAGAACAACAAAGAAUCGUAUAUGCAACGAAUUCAUCCAUUACUACCGUACAUGAAGUUCAGAAAGUACCUCUCAUGUCCCGAGCAUUUCAAAUUGGUUUCCGAGGAGUUUAUACAAUCGAAAUCCCAUUCUAUGCUGAUACGUACGAUGUUGCAAAAGCUUUAAAUGAUUUACCAACAAUUUAUCCACUAAUGGUCAACGUAACACUCGAUUCCGAUUCAUACAUAAUUACUUUUCCUGAACAGAUGGGUGAUGUUCCAUUAUUGACAAUCAUCUCGACAAAUAGCAGCAAUCGCCGAAAUGUAACAGAAGUUACCAAAGGGGCACCAUCGGGCUCAUACAUUGCUCUGGAAUUAGACGGCGCAAUCACACAAUACUUGGAUUUUUCCAACGGAUCGGUAACCAAUCAAAUGCUUGUAGACGAAUUUAAGAAAUUAUUUACCAUUCGAUGCCCACCUUCACUUUACGAUUCAACUGCAGAUCCAACAAUAAUCUAUACAAAUGACUUCGAAGGCGAUACUUCAUAUGAUGAGACAUUCAAUGUUAGGGACAUGGCAUUUUGCGGUCGCCGUGCAAUUAUAGUGACUAAUGUCGAGAAAAUUUUAGUCACGGGUAAUGUCGAUGAGACUGCUCGAACCAUGUGUUUUGCAUAUAAACUUCGUGAAGGAAAAUCCAAUAUACAAAUGUAUUUUCAAGUCGAAAGUGAUCGCGAUUUUGAUUCAGUGAUUACUGAAAUUAUAUCAAUACCUAUAUCACUCAUUUCCGACAACGGCUGGCAUUACACAUGCAUUAAUUUGAGACCCACAAUCGAACAGUACUUCUCUCUGUUUUCCUUUGCUACUUAUCUCAUCGUUCAAGAUGUUUUCCUUGAUUCGGACUCUCAAGGUGCCAUGUUUGAUACAGUCACACUACGAACAACUUAUCCCAAUGGAUACGAAGAUGAAAAUAAAGUUAGCUCAAGUGAUCAAUCGGUAUCAAAUGCAUGCACAUUUCCAUUUACCUACAACGAACAAAGCUACUCUCGAUGUAUUUUGAAUGACGAAAACCUACCCAUUUGCCGAUCAUCCACGAAUCAAACAUACUACUGUCACAGUUCAUCGAUCGAAGGUGUUCGACGAUUUUAUCCCAAGUAUCAAUUAUUAUACAAUUCUCUGCAAAUCAGACAUACGCCAAGCAACCGCACCAUUAGCAUUUCAUUUCAAUAUACAACAUGUCGGCCACCAGCGUUGAUUAACGCAUUACCCGCCAUCUACACUCGCGUAACAUCGAUCGGCAGAACAUCCGCACCACUUGAGGGUACAUAUGACAUUCAAUUCGAUGGAGAAACCUAUACAUCGAUACCAGUGAAACUGACUGCUCUGGAAAUGCAAAACCUUUUCCAGUCAUUUGACAAAAUCGGUUACGUAUCGGUGACUCGCGUCGGUAGAUGUCCAUCUUACUCAUACAACAUCAGUUGGUUCGAGAGACGAAAACAACCACAAAUAACAAUUGUCAACAUAGCGAACGUACGACCAAUAGGUUUAUCGAUUAAUGCAUCAUCCGUUCGAAUUGGCGGUGAUGGAGACGUGUUCUAUAGUCUUCCAAAUGAUAUGAUGCGAACGUACCAUGAUACACCACAAGUUGAGGUUCUUGUUAAUGGUCUUGCAUCCUAUUGUUCAAAUAUCGACAAUAACUGUCAGUUUCAAGUGUCGAUUGCCCAAACACCGAUGAUUUCAUCAGUAGUACAAAAUCAAGUGAAUUUAGUCAUCCAAGGUGUUGGGUUUAGUUCAUCAAUGGAAGGAAAUCAAGUGUUGAUUGGUGAACAAGGCUCCUGCAGCAUUAUCGAUGCGAAUUCGACGUAUAUUCGUUGUGAAAUUAACCAUGCACUAUCAGGUUCACAGAUUGUACGAGUCAAUGUCAUGGACAAAGGUUUUGCAUCGAGCAAUACUACUCUCACGGUUAGUGUUCCUCUGGCAAUUUAUUCAUUUGAUCCACCAGCAGGAGGAAUCGGAGGAGGUUAUUCAAUACUAAUUCAUGGUCGUGGCUUUUCAUCGCACACAAUCAUAACUGUUGACGGGAAAUUAUGUAUUAAUUCUCAAUGGUUGAAUUUCUCGUCGAUUCGCUGUACUGUACCUCCUUCAACAUCACACAACGAUCGGCAGGUUAUCCUAUCUGCUGUUGAUGGACAAAUGUCAGUGAAUGCAUCAGCACGAUUUACCUACAAUUCAACGAAUCAACCUUUUGUCACGUCUAUACAACCGUCUGUUGUAACAAUGGAUGCUGGAAGGGUGAAUAUCAUUGGUUCAGGCUUUGGAAAUCAAUCCUUCUCCGUGUAUGUGGGUUCGAAGAGUGCUACGAUCGUGUCAUCAUCCAUGAACUUGAUUCGAAUCAAUCUACCUCAAUUACCACCUGGCCUUUAUCCAAUUAUCAUCAAUACAUCAACAGGUCUUGUUCAAUCUCCUAUUCCCAUUGAAUACCGGUUUUACUUCCGACGGAUCAGCCCUGUACUUGGUUCAUUAUAUGGUGGUGGUGAUAUUUAUAUCGAUGGUGUAGAUUUUACCGAUUCAACAACUGUUCAAUUUCGCAGUGAAAAUAACCGUCUUCUUCCAUGUAGUAUUAUCUCUUUGCAGUCGAGUCAAAUACAUUGUCAAACGCCAUCAUUUGUUCAACAAGUGACCAUCACAGCUGACGGAGUUCAUCCAUUGUACGGCCUUGGCUUUGCUUGGUCACCUAGACAAGUAACAAUACAACAAGGUGCUGUUGUCACUUGGAAAUGGGAUUCAUCACUAAGUCUUUCAACACGAACGUAUAGAAUUCAGCAACUGUUCAAUGCAUAUGGCACAGAUCCAGUCGUUGAUGGUUUUGAUUCUGGUAGCGCCACUACUUCAGGUUCAUUUUCUUAUCAGUUCAACUCGGUGGGUACUUAUCACUAUUGGUCACCAUCGAUUACAUCAAACCAAAAUAUAAUCAUUCGGGGCAUCGUUAAUGUCAUUCCAUCAGAAUCAGAAGUAUGGACAGUUGAAGUCGUUUCAAACGAACACAAUGCUCAAACAUGCGUUUUUCCAUUUACAUUCAAUUCGAUCAGUUAUACGAACUGUACUUCGGCAAAUGAUACUCAAUUAUGGUGUUCCCCAACAUCAAUAUAUACCGGUCAACGACUCUAUUGUGCAUCAUCAGUUUCGUUGCCAUCGAAUUCUUCCUGUUCAUCGAAUAUUUUCAAUGAAAGCCUAUGUAAUCAAGCAUCGACAACAUCUCUUGGACCAGCACAAUUCCUUGCUACAAAAUGUACAUCGGAUACUGUCCUUUCGAUCUCACCCACCAAUGGAACUCUUGGAACUUUAUUGACAAUAACAGGAACGAGCUUUGCUGGAAAUAAGUGUGAAUAUGACAUUCAAAUAGGAUCAUCUUAUCAUUGUCCAAUUAUAAACAAGACAUCAACUGCAUUGAUUUGUCAAUUAACAUCGGAUUCAAUGUUGAGUGGUACCGUUGCUUACAUUGUUCGUGUAGCUCGUCGUGGUUACGGUUAUUUGAUGAGUCAAAAUCAAUUACAGUUCAAAUUCGAUGCAGGAAUAUUGAGCAUUACUCCUACAAUUGGUUCGAUCUAUGGUGGCACCGAAGUCACAAUCGAAGGUGUCGGAUUCAUUCCAGGAUACACACGUUUAUUUAUCGGUAAUAUCGAGUACACCAAUACCACAAACGUAUCUUAUUCGAAAAUUGUAUUCAAAACUUUGCUACCAGUAUUAUAUGCAAAUUACAAUUACAGUAUCAAUGUGGCAGUUCGUAAUACUCUAAUCACUUGUUCAUUGCCAUCAUGUGUCUUUUCGUGGUCAACAAGCGUAACACCGUAUCUUGAUUCGAUUACUCCACAAAUUAUUGAUCACCCGACAAAUUUUACAUUUACUGGUCGAAAUUUACUCAGCCGCAAUAGUACUACAUAUAUGGAUGCACAGGUGUAUAUAGGUGAUAAUGUUUGCAAUGUCAUUCAAAUGACGAAUAGUUCGUUGAUUUGCUCGCUUUUUGGCUUGGAAAUCGGCAGCCAUCAAGUAGUAGCAUUUAUCAAUGGUAUUGGAAGAGUCUUUUCUUCUCUCAAUAUCACAUCACGAGGCAUUCUAACCAACUUGUCACCGAAUGCGACUGGCAUCUACGGGGGCGUUCAAAUGCGCAUCAUUGGUAAUGGAUUUUCUAAUGUAAUUGAAAAGAUUCAAGUAAUGAUCGGUGAAAAUCGAUGUCCUGUUGUUCAUGCAACAGCGCACGAAAUCCUAUGUAUUAUUCCUGCACAAAAAAACAGCUCGAGUCACGCGAAUGUCACGGUAAUAACAAAUAACAACAUUCUACAAUCGGCACUUUUAUUUACUUACGACAACUCACUAACACCGAUAAUCACAUCGAUAAGCGCAACCUUGAACAAUAAUUUAACUGUACUUUCGAUUAAUGGAAACCAUUUCAUAGUUGGAAAUACAACUGUGCUCGUUGGAAAUUUUCCGUGCACUGUUACAAGUAUGUCUGUAAUGUCUAUUCAGUGUACGGUCAGUACAGAUCAACCAGCUGGACAUCAUCCAGUGAUUGUCUACGUAAGUGAUAGCGGUAUAUCGAAUACUAACACCGUCUAUUCUCAUAAUCUUCGUGUAACUCGUAUAUCGCCUUCGGAAGGAGGCUAUGGUGGUGGUCUUUCAGUUGUUGUCAACGGUGAUGGAUUUAAUAGUACAAAUCUGGAUGUUCGUAUAUGUAAUAAAUCAUGUUUGUCAGUACGAACUUUAUCAAACACUGAAUUAAUCUGUGAAACACCGAGUUUAUUGACCAACGAGACACUCGUUCCAUGUAACCUAAGUGUUACUGUCGGCGACAUGAGCCAGAGUGCGUUGUUUACUUAUUCAGUCAAUUUAACAGCAAUCAUAACAUCAAUUCAUCCGAAACGAGGUGGGACCGGCGGUGGUACAAAAGUUACUAUCAGUGGCACUAAUUUUCCAUAUCCAUCGGCUGGAGUUAGAAUCACCAUUGACGAUACAGACUGUUCGGUCAUAUCUUUCAACUUAACAAGUAUCACAUGUGAGACUGGCUUUCAUGAACAAACGAACUUAAAUGCAGCUGUACGUGUAUAUUUCAAUGGAAGUGCUAUCGCUAGCGGCGAUGUCACAUUCGAAUACAUCGACUUGUGGUCCAGUCCAUGGACAUGGGGUGGGGAUGUUCCACCAGAAGCCGAUACUAUUGUAUCGAUUGAAAACGGUACAACCGUCUAUCUCGACAUUUCAACACCUAUACUAAAAGCGUUAGUUAUCGAUAAUGCUACACUGAUUUUCGACGAGAAAGACGUUCGAUUGAACGCAGAAUACAUCUUCAUUGUAAAUGGUGGCCGCUUACAAAUCGGUACAGAAUCAGAACCGUUUCAACAUCGUGCUAUUAUCACUCUGUAUGGACAUUCGAAGUCAAUUGCUCUACCUGUUUUUGGUGCGAAAGUGCUCGGCGUACGUCACGGUAUACUUGAUAUGCAUGGAAAGACUACAGUGGCAACGUGGGCAAAGUUAGGCGUGACAGCUGACAGCGGUUCGUCGACAAUUACUCUUCAAAGUCCAGUCGACUGGCCUAUCGAUAGUCAAAUAAUCAUUGCCACUACCGGAGAUUUCGCCAGUCAGAAUGAGAGUGAAGUUCGUCGAAUAACAAAUAUUUCAUCAGAUGGACUGAUGUUAACACUCGACAGACCAUUGGAAUUCACCCAUCUAGGCACCAUUCUUCAGUUCGAUUCAACCACAAUUGAAGUACCAUUUCUACGUGGCUUUCUCGAUAGCUAUAAAAAGUCAUUCCUAUGUCAUUUAGGAACGUUUACCACUACAAAAGAAUCUUCAGUCGAUGAAUGUACUUCUAGUUUUACUCAUGACAUAUUUACUAUCGAUACGUGUUCAUCGGGUAAAUAUAGUAAUGAGGUCGGUAUGGAUAAUUUCGGCGCAGUGAUCAUCGCUGCUCCCGAUACACAGUACAUCGAUACUCGGGAAGUUCUCAUUCGCAUUUCAAAUGUCGAACUAUUCAAUGUCGGCCAGAGGAACAUUAGUUUAAGACAAGAACUAGAUAGGUAUCGUUAUCCAAUCUACUUCCGUCAAAUUGGAAAUAGCACUGUGUCCUAUGUCAAAUCAUCGUCAAUUCAUCUAUCAAAUAAUCGCGCGAUCGGCAUUCAUCGCAGUAACUACGUUACUAUCGAAAACAAUGUUAUCUAUGAUAUUGCGGGACAUGGUAUUCAUCUCAAUGAUGGCAGAGAGAUUGGGAAUGUAUUCCGAGGCAAUUUAUUGGUCUGGGUUCGAGCACGCUCAGGUCUCACCACUGCAGAUCUUGCACCAGCUGCCUUUUGGUUAAUCAAUCCAAACAAUACUCUGGAACAUAAUGCCGUCGUCGGAUGUACUCACUAUGGUUAUUGGUAUCAAUUACUUCUUAUCACUUACGAAUUGUCAAAUGAUGCCACGGAAGAAUACUAUUCAUAUAAACAGCCAUUUGGUGGUUUUUACAAUAAUAGUGUGCACAGCACAGGUUUACACGGCGUGCGGAUCUAUCCUCAAUACGCACCGACUAUGUCAGGCAGUCCGCUUGACGAUAGUUCGCUGAAAAUUACUUUUGAAGGAGUCGUGUCUUGGAAAAAUAGAAAAGGCAUUGAAUAUUCUUUGACAAAACUUGUACAAACCAAAGAUGCGAUCGUUUUCGACAACAUAGAUGCGAGUAUUAGUUACAUCUCUGUGUUUUCUCAAGAAAACUUCUAUUAUUCGACAAUUAUUCCAAGAUCUUAUGAUAUUGAAAACAGUUCGUCUGUAAUCAAUUCUAUCAUCGUUGGCUACUCUAAUGCCUCGAAUGAAAGCAUACCGGAAUCAACAGUCGGUCUAAUCAUUCCUGGCGACCGUGGCGUUCGGGUUUAUAACGUCACAUUUGUCAAUUUUGUGCACGACAGUAUGGUAGCUAUUCUUGGGCCAACUCUUACUGAGCCGUGCAGAGAUCGAUGUGCAGGUUACACAACAAAAUUUGCGAAUAUGUCUUUUAUAAAUGUGCAAGUUCGUGCGAAGUUUCGAUGGGAUUACGACGGUUUGUACACUGAUGAAGAUGGAACAUUAACUAGCCAGAAUGAAUCAAUGACUGUACAAGCACAAAAUGGUCUGAACAAUGAUUCGCAUACAUGCGCAUCAGCACCUCUGUUUGAAAAUGCUGUUCAAUGUCCACAACCAAAUGGAUCAUGGAUUCGCAUGACUUUAACCGAGAAUUCGAAUGCUUACGGUUAUAUAAACAGUGGACCAUUGAUCAUAACUGAUGAAGACAACCACGUAACAUAUGUACCAUGGACGGAAGGAGGACUUUCUUAUGCUCGCGGUUAUGUCACAGCAUUACAAGUAAAUCGAACGUAUCAACUUAGCUUUAGCAACUCACGAAGCUGGCUGUAUACCGCAUAUUGGAUUACUCUUUAUGAUAUGACGCCAGGUGAUUAUAUUAUUAUCAAACAUUAUAUGGAUAGUAAACCUGAUGAUCGAUAUUUGAUCUCACCAAUGGUCUUUUAUCCUAGUUUGAUUUUUAAUGGUGCUUCAUCAUAUGACAAUGAGAGCAAAAUAUUCUCGUAUAUCAUUACACGCCCAGAGACCUACUAUGCCCUAUACGAUAAUCAGCUGCGAGUUAACUUUUACAAAUCCGUAAGCUCUGGCGGCAGCGGCAGCUGCACCGGCUGCGGUGGCGGCGGUGGUGGUUAUGGUGGCGGCGGUGGCGGUGGCGGAUACAUACCUCAAACAGAGUGUUCCUCUCCGACGACAAGAUACUGGUCGAACAAUACUCACUGGACAGAACAGCAAGAGUAUCCAAAUUGGUAUAAACAAAAACCAGGUGACUAUCAAAAUAUUGUUAUUCCUUGGUGUUAUAAAAUGAUUAUUGAUUAUCCACUGCCGCGUAUUCGAAUGUUAAGAAUCGAAGGUACUCUCGAAUUCCAACAGGGAAGAAGCCAUAUUAUGUAUGUUGAUAACAUCCUUAUUGAUGGUGGACGGUUAAUUGCUGGUACAGAACAGAGUCCGUUCAUUGGACGCAUCGAUAUAAUCUUACCAGCCAACGGUACAAUCAACAGUACUUUAACUAAUAUAUCACGAUCCACUUAUACAACAAACUCUAUUGAUCAAAGUGGAAUCGAUUUGCAUGGAUUAGCGCGAAGUGUCAUAUGGACACGUAUUGCUGAUACUGCACAAGCAGGCAACUAUACCAUUACAUUGAGUGUGUCAGUUGAUUGGCAAGUAGGUGAUGAAUUUGUAAUAACAACAACCGAUAGCAGUGUGUCACACACGGAAAGACAUCGUAUUGCUGAGAUAAUAAAUGGAACGAUUAUACGUACGACGAACCCAUUGAGUUAUACCCAUCAUGUGAUUCGACAUUCAUUUGCCAAUGGGUCGUCUGUUUAUGUCGCCGCUGCCGUUGGUCUACUAACACGCNCAUUGAGUGUGUCAGUUGAUUGGCAAGUAGGUGAUGAAUUUGUAAUAACAACAACCGAUAGCAGUGUGUCACACACGGAAAGACAUCGUAUUGCUGAGAUAAUAAAUGGAACGAUUAUACGUACGACGAACCCAUUGAGUUAUACCCAUCAUGUGAUUCGACAUUCAUUUGCCAAUGGGUCGUCUGCUUAUGUCGCCGCUGCCGUUGGUCUACUGACACGCAAUAUACGUGUGCUUAGCAGUAAUUCUCAAUCGAGUCUAGCCGGCGUGAAAAUUUCUAUUACUAAUACUACAUCAAUUUACAGACCUGACAUUCUCCAUGUUAGCCUAUCAAAUGUACAGUUCAUUGGCUUUGGACAAUUUAGUGACGCAUUGAAAAAUGAUGAAAAUUCAGGUAUAUUCAUCAAUAGUAUAAAUGCAUCGAAAUCUCGAUGGCGUACGUACAUUCGUGAUUGUUCGUUCGAUGGCGGAUUUAAUGUUGCAAUAAGCCUUAAAAGUACGCAUUCCGUGUCAAUUUCAAAUAAUGUUAUCUAUAAUACAUACCGAUCUGCUCUCGUAAUUACUGGAAGAAAUAAUCUUAUCGACAGAAAUUUGAUCACAACUAUAUAUUGGAGUGGUACGGCUCAAGCUCGUUCAGUAGCUGAAAAGAAUGCAAACUACGAUGCAGCAAUUACAUCCCAUAAAAGCACCAGCGUGACUAUGACAAACAACUUAGUCGCAGGCGUAGAACGAUUAGCUUUUCGUAUCAAUGGUGAUGUAUGUCCUGGUGUGGUUAUUCCCAGACAAUUCACGAAUGUCCAUUCGAACAAUGAAGUUCAUUCAGCAAUGGCCGGUGUCAGCAUUUGGCCAGACGAUCGAGGAUCUGUUUUUGACCGACAAUGUAUUCUUAUUAAAGAAUUCAAAGUUUACAAAGCAUGGUACUAUGGUUUCUAUCUCAAUACGAAUCGAAAUAUAACUAUCGAUUCAUGUGCAUCGAUAGAUAAUUAUGUUGGCAUAUUUGCAUUUGUCAUUGGACCACCGGCUGAACGGCAUCAAAUCCUUCCCAGCCGUGUUAGAAUACGAAAUUCAGUUGUCAUCGGCUCAAUAACACCAAAUGACUGUAAUGACAAAAUCAAUUUCAACUCUGCGAAUGUUCGAUAUUCAACGAUAGCAAUGCCUACUGUAUCACAAGAUCCACUUGUGACUGGAAAUGGUAGUAGAGCUGGUAUUGUCUUUCCGCUUUUCGCCAGAGAUAACGGCAUGCCCGAACAAAGCUGGACAGGAACAGUUUCUAAUCCUAGUCUGGAUGGAUCGACGUCGAUUACAAAUACGAUUCUUGGAUUCUUCAAUGAUAUCUGUGGUCGACAUGACACGGCUAUUCAAGUGCCUCAAAGUAACACUGAUGCCAAAUUCCCUAUUGAAACAAGUUCGAUAUUUCGCUACAAUUUAUCGGACUUCAACGUGAUCUUUAACGGCAAACCCGACGUAAGCGAACAUAAUCCUCUCGUUUGCAAUGCUAUGUAUUGUGAUGGCCGAAAGAAGACUUUACUCAAGGAUCUCGAUGGCACUUUAUUUGGUACAUCUACUAGUGCCAUUUCACAAGCAGAGAUUGUUUGGAAUGUCUUAGAGGAUCGUACUACGGACACAGAGAUUCCGGUGGCGGCAAGAACUGAUAUAUCAGUAUUUGAUGCUCUGCUCAAUCAGCNACGUCAGCUCUCACCUGUGGCGUUGUUGUCUGAUAGCGGCUAUAUUGAUCUAAUUAGUGGACCUCGACAUUAUGGCCUUCGUCCUAGUUCAGAAAACUCGUAUGCAACACGUUUAUCAACAUUCAUGGCACUUGUUCAUUCAAAUAUGACUUACAAAAUUUAUUUUCAUGAAUAUCCACCAAAACACCUACGUUUUCGUUUAAUCAACGCAAAUUCAUCAGUUCGAUGUAUUCUAGCUGUUUACUACAACUCAUUUCAACAGAUAGAUAUCUAUGCUAAUGGCACAUACGUGUCGCCAACUAAUCGUAAUCAAUCCAGUAUUUUUGUAUUACUCGAUGAACCCAACAAAGUUAAUCUAUCCUCGCCGGUUGGAGCCAACUAUUUCGAUAGAACUUAUCGAUUGGUCUAUUUCCUAAUCACGGGUAACAUUACGAUCGAACUGAAAGAAUCAUCCCUGCUGAUUCUUGGUUUUGGAUUACCACCAUUGAAUGACUCGACAUUCUAUACUGAUCAUCUUGCUACUAACUUAGCUGCCGUAUUCGGUUUCGAUGCGGUCAAAAUUCGACGUGUGAAAAUCGUGAGAGAAUCUCGUAUAAGUAGUCGUAGUUUCAAAAAUGAAGAAUUGGAUAUGAUGUAUGUCGAAAUACGUGACGAACCUCGGCCUACUUCAAGUUCCACUAGUAGUAUAAGCUCAGAGGUUGUAUCGAUAAUUGCUGCAAAAAUCAUCAAUAGUUAUCAAACAGGUGAACUGACUCAGAUUUGGAAAGAUCGUAACUUCACCGGCGAUGCCAUUCCCACUACUAUGCACGUACAAGAACCUUUCAAUCAUUCGAGCAUCAAUUUACGUGUUAUCAACCGAACUGAACUCCGAACAGUACCCGACGAAUGUCGUCAACAAAGUCCAUGUACUAUCCAACCAGUUCUCGUGGCGUACGAUUCCGAAGGUAAUGUCAUUGAAAAGUUAGGUUCGAACGAUCGACCUUGGCAAGUCAAAGCGAUGAUUGUCAAUCAACCAAAUAUAACUUUACCGGGUGCGAUAGCUAAUUAUACCGACGGACAAACACAAGUUACACUCUUUGGUUUACCGAAUAUUGGCUCGUUUCAAGUUCAGUUCACCUUUAUCCAACCCGAUGGCGUUAACAGUUCCUUUUUUCAAACGGCAAAUCUUACGGUUCGAACUGAUCCCAUUACUGUAACAAAUGCCACUUUGGCUGGUCAACAAAUCAACAAUGUCUACAUAGUCGAUAUUGGGGGAACAUUUGAUAUUUCUGUCAUGCUUAUUGAUAAUGUCACUCGUCGUCAAAUAGGACAAACGCAAUGGGACGAUUGGAAAUGGACAGCCAAUGUCACAUUGUAUCCUCUACCAAAAUUUCAACCUCAAGGUACAUUAAGUAAACGUAAUAGUUCGAGAUCUUUGCUCAGUCGACCAACAAAACCUGUUAGCAUACCGGAUUUGACCAUCGAUGGUCUUGUGCUACCAANUGUAAUAACAACAACCGAUAGCAGUGUGUCACACACGGAAAGACAUCGUAUUGCUGAGAUAAUAAAUGGAACGAUUAUACGUACGACGAACCCAUUGAGUUAUACCCAUCAUGUGAUUCGACAUUCAUUUGCCAAUGGGUCGUCUGUUUAUGUCGCCGCUGCCGUUGGUCUACUAACACGCAAUAUACGUGUGCUUAGCAGUAAUUCUCAAUCGAGUCUGGCCGGCGUGAAAAUUUCUAUUACUAAUACUACAUCAAUUUACAGACCUGACAUUCUCCAUGUUAGUCUAUCAAAUGUACAGUUCAUUGGCUUUGGACAAUUUAGUGAUGCAUUGAAAAAUGAUGAAAAUUCAGGUAUAUUCAUCAAUAGUAUAAAUGCAUCGAAAUCUCGAUGGCCUACGUACAUUCGUGGUUGUUCGUUCGAUGGCGGAUUUAACGUUGCAAUAAGUCUUAAAAGUACGCAUUUCGUGUCAAUUUCAAAUAAUGUUAUCUAUAAUACAUACCGAUCUGCUCUCGUAAUUACUGGAAGAAAUAAUAUUAUCGACAGAAAUUUGAUCACAACUAUAUAUUGGAGUGGUACGGCUCAAACUCGUUCAGUGGCUGAAAAGAAUGCAAACUACGAUGCAGCAAUUGCAUCCCAUAAAAGCACCAGCGUGACUAUGACAAACAACUUAGUCGCAGGCGUAGAACGAUUAGCUUUUCGUAUUAAUGGUGAUGUAUGCCCCGGUGUGGUUAUUCCCAGACAAUUCACGAAUGUCCAUUCGAACAAUGAAGUUCAUUCAGCCAUGGCCGGUGUCAGCAUUUGGCCAGAUGAUCGAGGAUCUGUUUUUGACCGACAAUGUAUUCUUAUCAAAGAAUUCAAAGUUUACAAAGCAUGGUACUAUGGUUUCUAUCUAAAUACGAAUCGAAAUAUAACUAUCGAUUCAUGUGCAUCAAUAGAUAAUUAUGUUGGCAUAUUUGCAUUUGUCAUUGGACCGCCGGCUGAACUGCAUCAAAUCCUGCGCAGCCGUGUUAGAAUACAAAAUUCAGUCGUCAUCGGCUCAAUAACACCAAAUGACUGUAAUGACAAAAUCAAUUUCAACUCUGCGAAUGUUCGAUAUUCAACGAUAGCAAUGCCUACUGUAUCACAAGAUGCACUUGUGACUGGAAAUGGUAGUAGAGCUGGUAUUGUCUUUCCGCUUUUCGCCAGAGAUAACGGCAUGCCCGAACAAAGUUGGACAGGAACAGUUUCUAAUCCUAGUUUGGAUGGAUCGACGUCGAUUACAAAUACGAUUCUUGCCUUCUUCAAUGAUGUCUGUGGUCGACAUGACACGGCUAUUCAAGUGCCUCAAGGUAAUACUGAUGCCAAAUUCCCUAUUGAAGCAAGUUCGAUAUUUCGCUACAAUUUAUCCGAUUUCAACGUGAUCUUUAACGGCAAACCAGACACAAGCGAACAGAAUCCUCUCGUUUGCAAUGCUAUGUAUUGUGAUGGCCGAAAGAAGACUUUACUCAAGGAUCUCGACGGCACUUUAUUUGGUACAUCUACUAGUGCCAUUUCACAAGCGGAGAUUGUUUGGAAUGUCGUAGAGCAUGAUGGUACUACUGACACACAGAUUCCGGUGGCGGCAAGAACUGAUAUAUCAGGUCAAAUAAUUAACAUUUCUGCCACUUAUCCAUAUCGUGGCAUUGCUCGUAGUAUUUCAUGCUCUGCUCAAUCAGCAUCGACCAUUAACUUGUGUGAUUACAAGACCGACUAUUAUCCAUUAAUCAUUGAGAGUAUGGACUCAGAUAGUGAAACACGUUCGCUCUCACCUGUGGCGUUGUUGUCUGAUAGCGGCUAUAUUGAUCUAAUUAGUGGACCUCGACAUUAUGGCCUUCGUCCUAGUUCAGAAAACUCGUAUGCAACACGUUUAUCAACAUUCAUGGCACUUGUUCAUUCAAAUAUGACUUACAAAAUUUAUUUUCAUGAAUAUCCACCAAAACACCUACGUUUUCGUUUAAUCAACGCAAAUUCAUCAGCUCGAUGUAUUCUAGCUGUUUACUACAACUCACUCCAACAAAUUGAUAUCUAUGCUAAUGGCACAUACGUGUCGCCAACUAAUCGUAAUCAAUCCAGCAUUCUUGUAUUACUCGAUGAACCCAACAAAGUUAAUCUAUCCUCGCCGGUUGGAGCCAACUAUUUCGAUAGAACUUAUCGAUUGGUCUAUUUCCUAAUCACGGGUAACAUUACGAUCGAACUGAAAGAAUCAUCGCUGCUGAUUCUUGGUUUUGGACUACCGCCAUUGAAUGACUCGACAUUCUAUACUGAUAAUCUUGCUACUAACUUAGCUGCCGUAUUCAAUUUCGAUCCGCUCAAAAUUCGACGUGUGAAAAUCGUGAGAGAAUCUCGUACAAGUAGUCGUAGUUUCAAAAAUGAAGAAUUGGAUAUGAUGUAUGUCGAAAUACGUGACGAACCUAGGCCUACUUCAAGUUCCACUAGUAGUAUAAGCUCAGAGGUUGUAUCGAUAAUUGCUGCAAAAAUCAUCAAUAGUUAUCAAACAGGUGAACUGACUCAGAUUUGGAAAGAUCGCAACUUCACCGGCGAUACCAUUCCCACUACUUUGGACGUACAAGAACCUUUCAAUCAUUCGAGCAUCAAUUUACGUGUUAUCAAUCGAACUGAACUCCGAACAGUACCCGACGAAUGUCGUCAACAAAGUCCAUGUACUAUCCAACCAGUUCUCGUUGCGUACGAUUCGGAAGGUAAUGUCAUUGAAAAGUUAGGUUCGAACGAUCGACCUUGGCAAGUCAAAGCAACGAUUGUCAAUCAACCAAAUAUAACUUUACCGGGUGCGAUAGCUAAUUAUACCGACGGACAAACACAAUUUACACUCUUUGCUUUACCGAAUAUUGGCUCGUUUCAAGUUCAGUUCACCUUUAUCCAACCCGAUGGCGUUAACAGUUCCUUUUUUCAAACGGCAAAUCUUACGGUUCGAAGUGAUCCCAUUACUGUAACAAAUGCCACUUUGGCUGGUCAACAAAUCAACAAUGUCUACAUAGUCGAUAUUGGGGGAACAUUUGAUAUUUUUGUCAUGCUUAUUGAUAAUGUCACUCGUCGUCAAAUAGGACAAACGCAAUGGGACGAUUGGAAAUGGACAGCCAAUGUCACAUUGUAUCCUCUACCAAAAUUUCAACCUCAAGGUACAGUAAGCAAACGUAAUAGUUCGAGAUCUUUGCUCAGUCGACCAACAAAACCUGUUAGCAUACCGGAUUUGACCAUCGAUGGUCUUGGUAUGUUCAUCCUUAACAUUUCUUUAAUAUCAACAAAUCGGCAAUAUGUUGUGACGUUGAUGUCCACUGGUAUUCUUGUCAAAAAUCCCAGUGCUAUCAAUAAUGAUAUCGAUAAUUAUGUUGAAAAUAGUUUCGUUACUGAUGUCAAUCAUUUGGCGAGUAAUAUAACAUUUGUGAAUAAUUAUGAUCAACUCAAAGCUUCGAAUCAACUUGAAAUCAAACGAGCAAUGAUUUACAAUUAUUUAUUAAGCAUCGGCAUGCCAUUGAUUAGUGAUGUUGUUUUGAGAGAAGGAGAGAUGGUUGUUUUGUUCCAAGUUGAUACACUUGCUGUUGAUAUUUCUCUUGCUGUAUCCUCUAUCUUAUCAAAUCCCAAUGUCAUACCUGAUUUGACUGUUUCUUCCGUGAAUAUCAAUGGUCGUUCCUAUUUGGUUUCAUCUGCGAGUCAAAAUACACAGGCAAACGAGGAAAAUAAAACCGGCCUUCUUGUUGGCAUUCUCGUCGGCGUGAUUGUCAUUAUUAUCAUAGCUGGUAUAUUUAUAGCUGUAUAUAUCCGUAACAGAAGACAAAAACUGAGAAACAAUAAAUAUUUAGCAGAUGGACUUCAUAUUGGACAACCCAUGGAUGCAGUCAUACAAGAACUUAAAGAACUUAAUCUGGAAAAAAUCGAGUAG
Messenger RNA from Adineta ricciae, 20007 nucleotides. The record is from the annotation of a GenBank genome assembly. NCBI's taxonomy places the organism in Eukaryota, Metazoa, Rotifera, Eurotatoria, Adinetida, Adinetidae.